CCUGAGGGUCGACUCCGUCUCCACUGCUUCCCGGUGCCAGGCAAGUUGUUGCCAGAGCCUGCCUGCCAGUCCUGCCAGCGGCUAGCCCAAGACCCAGCACUGAGAGUAAGUGCUGGAGCCCAAGUUUUCCCCACACCGCUAGACACAACAUCUGCCCUGCCUGGACAACCUCCGCUCCCGCCAACCGCCCUGGAGCUGCUAAAAGAUGUCCACCUGGGCCUUGCCCCACCCGGCCGUGGCCCCGUUCGCUUGGCCAUCCUUCCGGGCCACUACCUCUACUAUCACUACGGCUGCGACGGCCUGGACGACCGGGGCUGGGGCUGCGGAUACCGCACUCUACAAACGCUAUGCUCAUGGCCAAACGGCCAAGCUGCGGGUGUACCCGGGUUGGUGGACGUGCAGGCGGCACUGGAGGACAUGGGCGACAAGCCCCCUGGGUUUCGGGGCUCCCGGAGCUGGAUCGGCUGCGUAGAGGCCAGUCUCUGUCUCGACUACUUUGGAGGGCCCCAGGGGCGCCUGCGCCACGUUCCUCGUGGAGCUGGGCUUCGGGGGGAACUGGAGAGGCUUUACUCCCACUUUACAGUAGGUGGGGGGCCUGUAAUGGUUGGGGGAGAUGCAGAUGCGCGGUCCAAAGCCUUGCUAGGAGUCUGCCUGGGGCCAGGCACCGAAGCCUACGUCCUAGUAUUGGACCCUCACUGCUGGGGUGCUCCAAAAACCCCCAGUCAACUACAGGCUGCUGGGUGGGUCAGCUGGCAGGAGGUGAACACAACUUUUGACCCCAACUCCUUCUACAACUUGUGUUGGACCAGCCAUAACUCUGAAAAAGAACAGCUGCACGCCCAGAACUGAGACUCUUGUCCCAGAACUGAGACUAUUCCCGCACACCCACCUACCUACUCUCAAAAGGCAGAGGCUUAGACACUGCCCAAUGUUAGGCCCCCAGGAAGCCCCAGUAGAGCCUGGGACCACUGGCAUCAAUAAAAUGGCAAGGCCC
Phyllostomus hastatus (greater spear-nosed bat) is the source of this 994-nucleotide messenger RNA. RefSeq names its product UFM1 specific peptidase 1 (inactive) (gene UFSP1). The record is from RefSeq and is a predicted model, not a curated record. NCBI's taxonomy places the organism in Eukaryota, Metazoa, Chordata, Mammalia, Chiroptera, Phyllostomidae. The coding region runs from base 418 to 849 and encodes 143 amino acids. The transcript has a single exon.